AUGCUACUAUCUAAUCGGCACUUGGAAUUUUAUAAAAGUGCACUUCCUCAACCUUUGACUUCGAUUCAGCGUCUUUAUAUUAGUCGGCUAGUUGAGAAAUAUGGAGCUGAUUUUCAGAGAAUGAUGAUGGAUAUAAAGCUAAAUCCUAUGCAGCAUUCUGUUGCAACUUUAGAGAAAUUGUAUUUUGGUUGUUUUGACACUUUGGAUGUUGCUCGGAAGUAUAAGUUGGCCAAGGAAAACAUCAAAGAGAUUCCAUAUUUUCAAAGUAGAAAACUUCUUUUGGCAUGCUCACUUAACUUGAUGGCCUGCUACUUGAAGACAAGGCAGUAUGAUGAAUGCAUAAAAGAAGGUUCUGAGGUUUUGGCGUAUGACGCAAAGAACCUUAAGGCUCUUUAUCGAAGAGGCCAGGCAUAUAAGGAACGAGGCCUGCUACAGGAUGCCGUCACUGAUUUGAGCAAUGCACUUGAAGUGUCUCCUGAUGAUGAUAUAAUUGGAGAGCUUUUACGGGACACCAAGGAACAGUUGAUAAAGGAAGGUGGUCAUUGUGCUCCUGGAAGUAUAUUGUUUGUUUUAGCGGAAGUUGUCAAACAACAUCUAUGUCGAUCGUUUCUAGAUCGACAUCUUCUUCUGCAGAAAGCAAUCAUAUUCUUAACGCAAAGGGACAAGGCGAGGACAAAGGAAAUUGAACUCUUAAUGCAAAUGCAGAAUUUUAGUGGAAGACAGGGAUUGGAAUCACCCGCUGAUGGUAGACGUUCAUCUGAGUCUAGCUACCGUAUUGGAGAUAAUGGAACUUCAUGGGGGACAAAUUAG
Vicia faba (fava bean) is the source of this 810-nucleotide messenger RNA. NCBI's taxonomy places the organism in Eukaryota, Viridiplantae, Streptophyta, Magnoliopsida, Fabales, Fabaceae. The record is from the annotation of a GenBank genome assembly.